Messenger RNA from Aureobasidium namibiae CBS 147.97, 3228 nucleotides. Its product is annotated as P-loop containing nucleoside triphosphate hydrolase protein. The coding region runs from base 1 to 3228 and encodes 1075 amino acids. Gene Ontology annotation, molecular function: DNA binding; ATP binding; ATP hydrolysis activity. The record is from RefSeq and is a predicted model, not a curated record. Gene Ontology annotation, cellular component: nucleus. The transcript has a single exon. Lineage: Eukaryota; Fungi; Ascomycota; Dothideomycetes; Dothideales; Saccotheciaceae.
AUGCUGCCUCAGCCUUCCAGCCCAACGUCUCUUCCUUCGUCACAUCCUGGAAAUAGUCAACCAAUCGAGCUAAACCAGGACACGGAGAAUCAUCUUGAGCCUAAUGCGAUCCAUACGAACAUACCGACAAGCACUCCACCCAAGAAAAUGUUGAAGCUGAGCACUGGCGGUACUCUCAUUUCUCCUUCGUCCAAACCGUUGCCAGUUAAGGAAGACGCUCAAGUCAAGAAGCCCACAAAGCGAGGAAGACCCAAGAAAGAGAAGCAGAAGCUACUAGUAGUGAUGCAUUAUACUGCCAAUCAUACAUUGGGACAUCAGAUUACACGUAUAAUGGAUGGAUCCGAGACCUUCAAACUAUCGAAACCUGCUCCGAUGGCUCCGCCACCCAAGCCCAAGGCCACAAAGGUCGAUCCCUCCAAACCCGCACACCCUUUCUUUUCCGGAAAACCAAAACACGCCAUUUCAACUUCCGCCGCUUCCGUCAAAAAAGGUCCAGGGGAUCCCAAGGUCAGCCACAUUCUCAGCCCACGUAGACCUUCUGCUGUGACUCCUGGCAAACUACGGGCACAAGCUCGAGGAAAUGGUUCGAAAAAUAUGGACAAUCCAUCCGAUUUCCCUCAAUUCGGUGCCAACAAGGACAGAAACAUCAUCAAGCAGCCAGGCAUGGUUGAAGCUCCCUUCCCGCCGAAAGGCCAUGCCCAUAUUCGUGGAGACUUUUACUACCACACGAGUCGACCGCUGAAAGAUACUUCCACUGUUGUGCCUCGCUCCACACGCAAGAUGAAGUACAAGAUACCACUUCUAGAUCCUUCCGAGAGUAGUCUGACUCGUGUUGAGGGCGAUCUUGACUUUCGUCAAAAAGACAUGCCGAGAUCUGAUGGCUUUUACGAUCCUCCAUCUUCGCUACGUGUUCCGUCUCGCCAUCUCGUUCCUGGUUUACGUGCUCAAAACUGGAUCAGCAGCCAACUCCAUGCUCGACCGCCCACGGAUGAACUUCAAUCUGUACCUGGGUAUCCUCGCAAUUUUGUUCAUCCAGCAUGCGAAAGUCUCUACCUUGGACUACCAUCAGUGCUCACAUCGUAUGACCAUGGACGGUCAGAAGUGCAGGCCUGGGCUCAGAAAUACGCGCCUCAGUGUGCAAGUCAGGUCUUGCAUUUAGGGAGGGAGGCGACGUAUCUGAGAGAGUGGAUGAAGGCCCUCACCGUCAACACAGUUGAGACAGCUGGGUCACAACUACCCAAGAACGACAAAUCGAAUCGCGAAAAAGGUCCGAAGAAGAAACGCCGCAAGAAGGCCGCUGGAUUAGAUGAUUUCAUCGUUAACGACGACGAUAUCUACAAUGAUCCAGACGAACUCAUGGGACUGGAUGACCCCUCGCUGUUGCGUCCAGGACAAAUUCCGUCUCUAGUACGAAACACUGAUUUCAAAAUCCAGUCCAACCGCUCAAAAAUUGCCAAUGCAGUCAUCGUCAGCGGCCCACCUGGCUGUGGAAAAACUGCCAUGAUUCAUGCUGUAGCGAAAGAAUUGGGCUUCGAGAUAUUCGAGAUUAACCCCGGUUCACGUAGAAGCGGUAAAGACGUGCUCGACAGAAUUGGAGAUAUGGUAGAGAACCACUUGGUGCAGAAUCGAUCUCUCGAUACUGGCAACACGUCUGCUGACGAAGACGCUGGCCGUCUCUCUGACGCCUUUAACAAAGACCUCGAAUCUGGCAGGCAAGGUACCAUGAAAUCUUUCUUCACAUCCAAACCGAAAUCAGCCGCCCAACCAAAGAAGGAGAGCAAACCAAAAGUCAGUGUCGAACAAGUACAAAAAGUCUUAUCGUCUUCGAAGCCAUCACGAGGACAGAAACAAUCACUGAUCCUACUUGAGGAAGUCGAUAUCAUGUUCGAGGAAGACAAGAACUUCUGGACCACUAUCUUCACUCUGCUCGAGAAUUCGAAACGUCCUGUCAUCAUGACCUGCAACGAUGAAGAUCUCGUACCUCUUCAAGCCAUCACAUGUCAAGCGUUUCUUCGACUGUCUACUCCACCUGCAGACAUCGCCAUAGACUACAUGCUUUUGAUGGCGGCUCAAGAGGGCCAUCUGCUAUACCGGAACGCAGUGUCGACACUUUACAAUGCGAAGCAUCAUGAUCUACGCGCGAGUAUUGCCGAGUUGCAACUGUGGUGUCAAAUGGGAGUUGGUGACCCUCGAGGUGGACUAAGCUGGAUCUUUCCUAGGUGGCCAGCUGGUAGUGGUCUCGAUGAACAUGGUCAGCCCAUCAGAGUGUUCAGUGAGAAGACCUAUCAAGCAGGUAUGGGAUUUGUUGCCCAUGAGUCAACAUCCUCCUUGGAAGGUUCACAGAAUGAUGAACUGCUCAAGGAGACUUGGGAGCGCUGGAACGUCGACCCGCGUGAAGAGUUGUUUACUGGCGUCACAAGCACAGCUUCAGCCUCGGAACAGACAAAUCCUCAGUCGCAAAUAGCUGCGUUGAAGCAAUAUUCGGACUUUUCUGACAGCAUUAGUGACAUGGACGUCUCCUGCCAAAUUGGUCUGCCUGGUAGAGAAUACCAUAAAACAGAUGCCGCCCAGCCCGAGCUACUACCAAAGACUCGCGCGAGCUAUAUCAACGGCAUGGCACUCCUCCAGACACCGGAAGUUGUCGACUACAGUAACCUCGACACCCAGCUAGCAGUGGCUAGUUCGCGCCUUGUACGCAGCGUCUUCUCCGAUCUGGUGAGCCCUCCCGCGUCAAGUGUUGUAGGGCGGGUGGUUGAAACACACUCUCCAAGCAACAAGUCAUCUCCCCUUACUCGCGCAGAUAUCUCGAAUGCCUUCGAUACAAUAGCCACUAUGAUGACCACUCCUACUCCCGGUCCACCCAGUUUGGCCUACUCAGUAUUCGAUGGCCCGCUCAAAACCGUAGUCACAGAUGUCGCACCGUAUGUCCGCAGCAUUGCCGCUUUUGACCUCGCUUUAGAAGCACGCAGGGGCAUGCUACAGGGUAGCAGUCAAGGAUCGACAGGCGGCGGUGGUGCCGGAAGCAAACGAUCUCGAACGACUCGAGCUGCUCGUAGUGCAUUGGAGGGCGGACAACGCAAAUUAACCCGUAGAGAGCGCUGGUUCGACCCAGCUUUCGAUCUCAAUCUUGCUUUGCGGACUGCUGGCGACUGGCCUCGUGUGGAAGGUGAUAUUGCAGAAGCUCGGCUGCACAGUCCUGGCUUCGAUGGCUUCAUACAAAUGGGCUAG